AUGAAUAAACCCCUUUUCCUACUUCAGUUGGCAAAUGAAAAUUCACCGCAAGCGGAUAAAUCCAACACUGAAAACACGUCAAAUCGAGCAAAAUCAUCAUCCGUUGAUGACCGGCGAUUACCCCUCAGGGGUGACACAAGUGCUUCAGCGGAGCAGACACAAGUACACCAACUGCAAUUGGAUGAACUAUCGGCAUCGGGUUCUAAGCCCUCGCUCUUCGUCCAUCUGCACAAACAUCGCAGACGGCACCAUAGGAAGAUUAUUCGAGGGCGAAUCUUUGGAUUCCUUGCUGAUUGGAGUAGUAAGUUGAUUUGA
This is a messenger RNA of Rodentolepis nana, 315 nucleotides long. The record is from the annotation of a GenBank genome assembly. NCBI's taxonomy places the organism in Eukaryota, Metazoa, Platyhelminthes, Cestoda, Cyclophyllidea, Hymenolepididae.